AUGGCCGAGAGAGAAGAUGAAGGAGGAAGAAACGAGCGUAAAGACAAUUUGUUGCUCGUAUUGAGGUUUUUUAAAAUCUACUGGAAAAUAGUGUUCGCCAUAGUGUGGGCAAUUUUUUUGCUAGCGUUCGUUUUGGCUUACAAUUUCCCGGAAGUUAGAUGCGCUUCCGUAGUACUGUUAAUGGGUGGAUAUUGGAUCACCGAAUGUUUCCCCAUGGCAGUCACCUCCCUUAUCCCGCUGGUGUUAUUUCCGAUAUUAGGAGUGCUGAGCACGGCGGACACGUGCAGCUGUUACAUGAACGACACCAUAAUGGUAUUCAUAGGGGGCCUGAUUCUCGCGGUAGCCAUAGAACAUAGCAGCCUCCAUCUACGAAUCGCUCUCGGUGUAAUGAAGAUGGUCGGCUGUACUCAUGCAAAAUUACUCGCCGGUUUUUGCGUUGUGACGACUUUCAUAUCUAUGUGGGUUUCGAAUACAGCAGCCACCGCCAUGAUGGUACCGAUUAUAUUUGCUGUUCUCCACGAAUUAGAGCAGGCAGGACUUUGUAAAAUCUUUAACAAAAUGCCAGUGGACCCGGAACACCCGCAAGCAGAACCAGAAAUGAUACCGACGAAGGUGACCAAGGCUUACUUAAUGGCUGCCGCGUAUUGCUCGACCUUUGGCGGAACAGGGACCAUCGUGGGAACGGGUACCAACCUUACGUUUAAGGGAAUAUACGAAAGCACUUUCCCCACCGCCGAGGGCAUUAAUUUUACACAGUGGAUGGCCGCUAAUAUCCCCCAAAUGGUCAUUAAUUCGUUUAUAACGUGGCUAUAUCUUCGUAUAACUUUCAUGGGAUAUCUCAGACCGCAAAGCAAAGACGCGCAAGAAGCAACUAUCGGUGAGGAAGGAGAGGCAAUUACUAACCGGGUGAUACACGAGAGAUACAAGGAAUUAGGUAUUAUUUCGUUUCACGAAGCAGCGGUCGCCAUCCUUUUCGUGAUCUGUAUAUUUCUUUGGAUAUUCCGGAAGCCCGGCUUCGUGCGUGGAUGGUCCGAGGCGAUAACGGAUAUAGACAUCCGGGAUUCCACGCCGGUUAUAUUGGUCUCCAUCCUGAUGUUCUUUAUCCCGAAAGAUCCAAGUUUUAUCUACAGCUUCAGCAAAGAUCCUGCUAAAAGACCCGAGAAAGCUUCGGAGGGAUUGAUUACGUGGGAGGUGAUCCAAUCGAAGAUGCCUUGGAGUUUGAUGUUCCUGUUGGGCGGUGGAUUCGCGAUAUCCAAAGGCAGCAUCGCUUCCUGUUUGGCCAAAAGAAUCGGAGAUGCCUUGGUACCGUUACGGUCCUUGCCCUCUGAACUGAUCCUUAUUCUCAUUUGCAUAUUUAAUGGCACCAUCACGGAAUUUACUUCGAACGUCGGCAUCGCGAACAUUACUUUGCCUGUUAUCGCUCAAAUGUGUGUAGCGAUGAAGAUACAUCCGAUAUACUUGAUGAUACCGGCAACUAUAAUGUGCUCGUAUUCCUUUCGGUUACCGGUUGGAACACCACCAAACGCGAUCAUAACGAUCGUCGGCCGUAUUCCAACUAAAUGGCUGAUGGCAGCUGGUUGCGGCCCUUCCAUUUACUCUAUCAUAGUCCAAUGUAUUUGUUUCAUCGUUUGGGGCACUUUCAUUUACGACAUCAAAGGAUUCCCAGCGUGGGCUGAAAAUAUUCAACAGAAUGGCACACAAGGGAAAUGCGAUUGAUUCGUGAAACGAACUACCAAAAUAUUUUUGUAUGCCCAUUUCUGUUUCGU
Colletes gigas is the source of this 1766-nucleotide messenger RNA. Its product is annotated as protein I'm not dead yet-like. The transcript is spliced from 8 exons. Gene Ontology annotation, biological process: citrate transport; monoatomic anion transmembrane transport. The coding region runs from base 1 to 1716 and encodes 571 amino acids. Gene Ontology annotation, cellular component: membrane. The record is from RefSeq and is a predicted model, not a curated record. Lineage: Eukaryota; Metazoa; Arthropoda; Insecta; Hymenoptera; Colletidae. Gene Ontology annotation, molecular function: citrate transmembrane transporter activity; succinate transmembrane transporter activity.